Molecule: messenger RNA, 5242 nt
Organism: Branchiostoma floridae (Florida lancelet)
Lineage: Eukaryota; Metazoa; Chordata; Leptocardii; Amphioxiformes; Branchiostomatidae
Exons: 30
Coding region: 44-4171 (1375 amino acids)
Source: RefSeq, a predicted model, not a curated record
UGACACGUACGCAUCGUGCUGGAACACAAGUUGUAAACAGCAGAUGUCCAACAUGAAGAGGGCAGUGGGUGUGGGAGUACCCUUGAUGCUGAUCUUGGCCGUCUCCGCGUACCUCAUCCUGACUGCGUCAAAGAAGGACCCAUUGUCUGAACCCGGACACCGCGUCAUCAAAAGGUCCCUACCAUUGCAUUCUGAACUCGAAGAUGCCCUUAAAGCAGCAGCUGCUGAAGACGCCCCUGCUUACGUCAAGGACAAACGCUUCCUCCCGGCCAUUGCGAAUCUUGCUGGGAACCUUUUAUCAUCAGGAGGGAGCUUCGAUGCAGGAAAACUGACCGACACAAUAAAACAACUGGGCGGUAUGGAGAACAUGGGACCGGACAUCCUGGCGCAAAGUGUGCAACAGGAGGCUGAGGUCACGGCAGAAGUGGAAAAAGAGGUGGCAGAGGACACGGUUGAUAAGAUAUUUGGAAAAGCUGAACUUGAAAAGAAAGAAGAUGACGGAGCCGGUGAUGAUGACGACGGUGGUGGCGGCCAGGAACAUGAGAUAAAGGCUGAAGUGGACUUCGUUGCACAGAAAGGCAUGGUGGAGGAUGACAUGUUCGCUCCACCAGGGAUGCAGAUGAAAAUAGACGUGGAGGAAGACCCGAGGACGGACAGCGAACCCGAUGAAAGCUCCCAACCAAAGGCGUUCUCUUACCCCAUGGGAAUGGGUCCUGCUCUGAUGAACGGAUGUUUCGGAACAGGAUACAAAAAGGGCGAUCCCUGCUGGAAUAAGAAGGCUUUCAGCCCAGUCUGCGAGAACAUGAUGGAGGGGUGUGCCUACAUCGGGGUCGGCUUUGAUGGUCGCGGAGACUACAGCAGCACGUCCAGAAGGAAAACAGUCGUGCAGCGGAACUGUAAAAACAAGGGCUCGUACCGCAAUGAGGACGUUCCUGACACCAUGAACGUUCAUGGCAUCUUUGACACGGACGUGGGGUCCUACGUCUAUGAGUCCAGACAGGCGUAUCGUCACUCCCUUCAGAUGAAAGCCGGAGUGUCAUUUUCCGGAUUUGGCUUCCAGGCUGCCGUUGAGUCAGCAUAUGGGAAGGAGUCAUCAUCACAGAAGCAGUCCUUCAUGUCUCUUAUUCAGUGUGACGUGAUCAGGUAUGAAAUCUUCCUGGAUGAGAUCACGCCGGACACCCUGAGUCUGCCCUUCCUGCGGGACUUUUUGGCUCUUCCGAAAAAUUUCAUCGAGGGGAAGGCAAAGCUUCAACGGUUCAUCAUCCGCUAUGGAACCCAUUUCAUCAAGUCAGCAAAGUUUGGCGGUUCCUUCAGGCUGUUUAAGACACAAGAAGCCUCCAAGAGUGAAAGCAUGGAGGAUUUCUCCAUCCAGGCCCAGGCUUCUUAUAAUUCUCUUUUCUUCAACGCCGGUGGUCACUUUGGAAUGGGAAUGUCUAGUGGAUCCUCGCAGUCUUCCAAGACUUCCAACACACACGUGACAGUAGAAGGAGGCGACCAGGAAGUUGCCUCCAUCGUAGCUGACUUCUACUCCACCGGCUUCAAAGACACCUUCACCGAGUGGCUGAAGUCCAUCCCUACAUACCCCAAACCCAUCGAGAUGUUCAUGGGCACCAUGUCGGAGCUGUUGGACAUGAACUACAAACUUCUCUUUCCCUUUGACAUCAGUGAUGUUGCAGACGGCUGCUUCAGUGAAAACCUGAAGACCGAAGACAUCACAGGAAGAAAGUACUAUGAGGUGCAGAAGCUGGUAAACAACAGCAGCGGAGUGAUGGAAUCUGCCACUGAGAAACGAUAUUGUGACUUCACGUCAGUGGACAAGUUUCAAGACGGACUGGACAAGAAACGGCUCGCAUUGGAAAGGGCAAUAGUUAUGUACAUGGAAGAGGGACCAGUGCCCACAACUGAUUUCCGCCUAACGGGGGGCAAACCUGGAUGUACGACUGAAGACUUGGGCGUGAAGGGGGGAAGUUCCGGAACUACCUACCCAAAAUGGAUCGAACUCAUCAAUGGUGACACUUAUAAGAUCAUAUUUGAUAUUCCUGAAGACAUCAACUACGAAAUUACGAAGAACACAGAGGCCUUCCUAGUUUAUGCCAGGGGAAAAUGGAAUUGUCACACUGCCGGAUCACCAAUGCACAUGUACAACAGCCGUAACAAUGGCGGGAGUGGCGAUACCAACAACAAGAAGGUCUCCUGCUUUGGUUUUGUGAUGACAUACGAUGAAGCAUCCGGAACGUUUGAUGUCACACCUCAAGACCAAGAUGCAUCCAAACAGGUUUUGGGGAACUUGCCACGCAACUACGCAAACUUGGAUGUUGCCAGAGCUGAGUAUGUCAGCCCGUUAGAGCACUCCCAGGCAAAGGGGGGCCGUUCUUUAGCCGCUAUACUCGAGGCGCCCUGCACGGUGAAGUGGUCCAAUUCUUACCAAAUCAAGCCCGCGGAGGAGGGAGGAAAGUGUCUGUACUUCGUUGCGGCGUCUUCAGGCGACAUUUUUGUGGUGUUCUCCGCCAUUCCGAGGGAUAAGACCACCUGGUACCAUCUCCAGAUCAGUUACCAGGGUGUUGCGCUCUACAAGGGAAUGAAGCUGGUGAAAUACGAGGGAGCGAAGAAUGCCCGAAGUCUCGGUGACUCCAAACUGUUCCAGCCGUACUUCAUUUGCCUGGAGGAAGACAGUGCAAACCAGCGAACCUACAUCAAGUAUGGCAUCGGCUCUGACACUUCCGAGAAAGGACUAGUCUACAUGGUCUACAAUGAUGUGGGUCCACCAUUGGGUAUCCGUUUCUACUCCUUUGGAAGCGGGGAAAAGGACGUAGAGAUCAUGGACGCCCGAAUCAUCGAGGGAGGGGCACAGGGAGAGAUGGAAUGUACGGGAGGAACUAUCAUGAAGGAUGGGAAGUGUGUGGAAGACUGUCACCCCGAGUGUAACGGAUGUAUCCCCAUGUCCCCUGGAUCGAAGCUCGACACGGAAUGCCGCAGUUGUAAGCACUUUUCUUUUGAAAAGGGCGGUGGAGUUAUCCAGUGCGUCGCAGAAUGCCCAGCCGGUACCGAACCAGCCUCCGACGGCAAGACAUGCGCAUGUAGUGACUUUGUCUUCCAAAACGAUGACGGAAGUUCCCGAUGCGUCACGGCAUGCGGAACCGGUUUCGUACCGGGCUCCGAUGGCAAGACUUGCGUUGCGGCAAUUAAGUGGAGAAAUGACUUUCGGUGUGGAAGGCAGUUUCCAGCCCCAGGAGCGAGCCCUGGGCGGUGUAACCCUAAGUCAAAUGCGCCCUGUUGUUCGAAUCAAGAGGGCGGACGGUGCGGGGCCUUGCCAGGUCACUGUGGAUGCAGUAAAUGUUUUGACUUUCGCAAAGGGGUCAAUGUCGCGUUGCUGAAGCCAGCUUACCAAAGCAGCGGGGAAGCUCCUGCCAGCCGUGCCGUAGAUGGCGACACCAACAGUGACUUUGGCGGUAACUCCUGCACCCACUCUAGAGCAGAAAACAGCCCCACCUGGUAUGUGGACCUUGGUGAAACGUCCAAGGUUACAAGUGUUGUCAUCUACAACCGCGAUGACUGCUGUGGAGAUCGACUCAACCCCUUCAACAUCCACAUCGGGGACUUCCGCACGGUCACCGACAACCCCAAGUGUGGUGGGGAUCAGCGAAUCGACCUGAGCAAGCCGUCCAUUUCCGUCUCAUGUCCGGGAAUGCGGGGGCGCUAUGUGGGCAUCCGUCUUCCCGGAGCCAACCGUAUACUGUCCCUGUGUGAAGUCCAAGUAUUUGCACGAAUCUGUCCGGAAGGCAACCGAAUCGUACUGCCCAGUGGUAAGACGUACACCGUCCCUGAAAGUAGCUCAGCGUAUGAGGGCGCACAGGAAGAAUGCAGACGACAAGGCGGCAUCGUUGCGAUUCCAAGGGACAAAGAGGAACAACGGAACCUGGUGUUCCUAAAGAACUGCGUCAGCAGGGACGAUCAGUUUUGGCUUGGUAUGAAGAAGACAGCGGGUGUCUGGAGAGACGGCAGGGGCACCGCACUGGGCAGUUUUACGAGCUGGGCGUCCGGGGAGCCGAACAACAGAUACAACUGUGCGCACAUCGUCUUCGGGGAUAAAGAGGGGGAACGACGAGACAAGUGGGCAGGCGCAACCUGCCUCCUACGAUUCCGCUACGUCUGCGAGAUACAGGAUGGCUAGAGGCCACUGCGGAGGCAAGCCCAGUCACGGACCUACACCCUGUUGUACCGGCGGCGGUUGGUGAACAACACGGCGGGUCCCUUCAUCUGCUGAAAGAAUUACAGAAAGUCAUAAAUCAUCGAAUUUCUCUCAUGGAAUUGUCAUCAUUUAUGUAUAUCAAGCAAUAACCCCUGUGUACCGGCCUGCAGUCUGUCCUUGCACUGUAUUUGUCAGCCAUCAGCCAAUCAGUUACCAACCAAUCACGUCACCGCUUACAGUAAAGAAGUGUCGUGAUUGGCUAUUUUUGUAACCAACAGAAGAAAAAGUAUAUGACUGGUCGCAUGCAAGGCUAGGGUUAUAGCUUGAUAUAUAGAAAUGAGUGGCCUAGCAUAAGAGGAUUUGAAAGUCAUUAAUGUUUCCUUUUUUUUUAUUACUUUUUAUCUUUUAUGCUGAUGCUGGUGUCUAGAAUGCUGUCGUUCGAUGAUUAUCACGGCUUUACAUAAACGGGUUUGAUUAUGAAUUAGAGUUUGUCUACAUUAAUGGUGAUUUGAUAGACUUAUGUUCGUAGGUUUGUUCUUAUUUGUUUAGUUAUAAUUUUGUUUGACAUUCAAGGCUCAGUCAGAAAAUAAUGCCAUAUUAGGUGCAUUUUUAAUAAAAUGUGUUGAAAUUUGGCACACAUGUAAAAGAACAUACCUCCUCGUUUAUUGAGACUGUUAAAUUUAUUAAUUUGUUGUCCGGAUUUUUAUGAGCGAAUGGGCUGAUUUCAAGAUGCAUGUAGACGCCCUUACUUGCUGACUUACUUCGUGUCAUUUGAUAAUAAUAUGAUGUUAAUGAUUGCAAGAUCUGGUCUACAUCAAUGAAAAGUUUAUAGAUUGUAAGGUUUGUAUAGCCUCUAUCAGGCUCCGUGGUAAAAUAUGAUAAAUAUAUUCACCCUGUCAUGUAAUAACAACUACUUCUGUCGCCUUACAUGUUUGUCCGUUUUGUAUUGUUGACACUAGGUGUAUUUCCGGCGGUGGCGUUUUAUGAAUUUUUCGUGUUGUAUUUCUGAUAUUUGUUUCCACAAUAAAGUACAAUAAUAAGCGUUGUCCUGAA